Molecule: messenger RNA, 1222 nt
Organism: Anopheles merus
Lineage: Eukaryota; Metazoa; Arthropoda; Insecta; Diptera; Culicidae
Exons: 5
Coding region: 1-1197 (398 amino acids)
Biological process (GO): sensory perception of taste
Cellular component (GO): membrane; axon; neuronal cell body
Source: RefSeq, a predicted model, not a curated record
AUGAAGGCGAAGAGUGGUAAUCGGGAGCUUUUUGAAUCGCUGUUGCGUUUUCCGAAGAGAGAUGUGUUUGAUUGUGUGCCAUUGCAUUAUCUCGUUCUCAAGAUGAGUGGCAUGGGAUGUAUCACCCCCCGUGCUGGUGUCCGUAACGGCUCCACUAUGACGACGUUGAUAGAUAUUGGGUUGUUUGUGACGAAUCUGAUAUUAGCUGUGACCAUGAUGGUUUACGGCAUGUUCAUCACCCAGCGGCACAUGCAGUCACCGAUCAUGUUCAUCGGAUUGAAGAUGGUAAACUUCACCUGUUACGCCUCAACUAUUUACGGAUUGAUCAGCUGCUUUAUCAAUCGGCAUGAUAUCUGGAAAUUCUACAACGAGGCAUACGCCGUUGAUAACAUGCUGGAAGAGCUAGGCGAACGUACUAAUUUUACACGCAGCUUUGCACUGUUCGUUGCCUACUAUGGUACUGCCAUAGGGAUGUGCGUUCUAGUGAUCGCGGUAAUGUACAAUGAAAACCUACCAUGGAUGCUGCUGCUAAACCUAGGCUACUCUUACUUUAGCCUCACAACAUUUCACAUCCUCAGUUUAACAUGUCUCGAUGUCGUACGGGCGCGUAACGUGCGUUUGAAUAAAGUUUUUCGGAAGCAGUUUUCGCUGGAGGGAGACGUUGCAGAUCCACCAGCGCUAACAGUCUACGACCCAAAGCAAACGCUGAUUUUGCGCCAGAUAAUGCAAAUAUUUGAUAAAAUUAGUGACCUAGCUGACAAGGGGAGCUACUAUUACGGUAUACAGAUUAUGGUCAGCAUUGCGGGCUCUUUUGUUUAUUUAAUGUUUUACACCUUUGCCUUCACACUCGUCAUCCGUUCCGUGUUGCCUGCCGAGAUUGUGUUCAAUGCUGGGCCAAUAAUUUCAUACUCAAUGUUCGCGUACAAUGUAUUUAUUGUGGCUUUUUACGGAAAUGCACUGAAGCAGCAGGGUAAAAUUACCGGGAUGCUGAUAGACAGAGCCAUCGAUUCCACAAAUAAUGCAGAAUUAAUUGAAAUGUUGCGUAUGUUUUUGAUGCAACUGGGCCAUCGAUCACCGAUGAUAACAUGCGGACUUUUUCCGUUCGACUGGACACUGAUUUUUUCGAUCCUUUCCACCGCUGCAACAUACAUCAUCAUUUUACUUCAAUUUGAAAGCGCUGGAAGCUCAUCAGGCUAAAACAUAAAAGCGCAUCGGAUUGGAU